CGCGUGCGCGCGCCGUGCCGGCCGUCGCCGCGGUGACCGUCCUCGGAGUCCGUCGGCUCGCGCCCCGCCCCCGUUCCUGCUGCCCCCUCCCCUGUCGCUGGCGGGGAGUGUUUCUCGCUCCUCACGGUUGCUGCCGCCGUCGCCGCCGCUCCUCCUCUCCCGGUCUUGGGUUUCCCUGGCGCUGCUGCCGCCACUGCCUCUGCGGUCUGUAUGAGGAGGAGGAGGAUGUGAAGAUGGCGGAGCUGCAGAUGCUGCUGGAGGAGGAAAUCCCGGGGGGCCGCCGGGCCCUCUUCGACAGUUACACGAAUCUGGAACGGGUGGCCGAUUACUGCGAGAACAACUACAUCCAGUCAGCAGAUAAGCAGCGAGCCCUGGAAGAAACCAAAGCCUACACCACCCAGUCCUUAGCAAGUGUUGCCUAUCUGAUAAAUACCUUGGCCAACAAUGUCCUGCAGAUGCUGGAUAUCCAGGCGUCCCAGCUUCGAAGGAUGGAGUCUUCAAUCAAUCAUAUUUCACAAACCGUUGAUAUUCAUAAAGAGAAAGUUGCAAGAAGAGAAAUUGGUAUUUUGACUACCAAUAAAAACACUUCAAGGACACAUAAGAUUAUUGCUCCAGCCAACCUUGAACGACCAGUUCGUUAUAUUAGAAAACCUAUUGACUAUACAAUUCUAGAUGAUAUUGGACAUGGAGUAAAGGUGAGUACCCAGAACAUGAAGAUGGGUGGGCUCCCGCGUACAACACCUCCAACUCAGAAACCCCCCAGUCCCCCUAUGUCAGGGAAAGGGACGCUUGGGCGGCACUCCCCCUAUCGCACACUGGAGCCAGUGCGCCCUCCAGUGGUACCAAAUGAUUACGUACCUAGCCCAGCCCGUACUAUGGCUCCCUCGCAGCAGAGCCCUGUGAGGACAGCUUCUGUGAAUCAAAGAAAUCGAACUUACAGCAGCAGCGGGAGUAGCGGAGGAAGCCACCCUAGUAGUCGGAGCAGCAGUCGGGAGAACAGUGGAAGUGGGAGUGUGGGGGUCCCCAUUGCUGUUCCUACUCCUUCUCCUCCCAGUGUCUUUCCAGGUCAUCCUGUUCAGUUCUACAGCAUGAAUAGACCUGCCACUCGCCAUACUCCCCCAACAAUAGGGGGCUCUUUGCCCUAUAGGCGCCCUCCUUCCAUAACUUCACAAACAAGCCUUCAGAAUCAGAUGAACGGAGGACCUUUUUAUAGCCAGAACCCAGUAUCUCUUGCUCCUCCUCCUCCCUCCAUCCUACAGGUAACUCCUCAGUUACCUUUAAUGGGAUUUGUGGCCAGAGUCCAAGAAAAUAUUUCAGAUGCACCACCUCCACCACCACCUGUGGAAGAACCAGUCUUUGAUGAAUCCCCACCACCACCUCCUCCUCCAGAAGAUUACGAAGAGGAAGAGGCAGCCGUGGUUGAGUAUAGUGAUCCUUAUGCUGAAGAGGACCCACCAUGGGCUCCAAGGUCUUACUUGGAAAAGGUUGUGGCAAUUUAUGAUUAUACAAAAGACAAGGAAGAUGAGCUGUCCUUUCAGGAAGGAGCCAUUAUUUAUGUCAUCAAGAAGAAUGACGAUGAUUCAGUGGAGUUUGGAAGGCAGAUGGCUUUAAUCAUCUCUUCUCUAAUCAGUAUAAGAAAUAUUGAAAAAAGAUCCAGGAGGCCUUGCUGCUCAGCAGGUGAAUACUGUGAUGAUAAACCAGCUCACGGGCCAAAGCUACCAUGGGUCCUUUCCAGUCCCAGCGACUUGGCCAGAAGAGACCUUUGCCAGGUGACUUCCCAGUGCUGGGGGAAAGUGCCCACAGCUCACACCUACAGAAGCCCAGAAGACAGUUGUGCAAAAGGAGUUGGUGGUGGUCAGCUUGCUUGUUGGACCCCUGCUGGAUUGGGGAACGGAGAAGACGUCAGUGAAGUCCUUCAGACUGAAGACCUGCCGCAGAGGGAUCCAUGGGUCAGCUGAUUUUUCCUUUAUUUUUUAGUACUAACGUGUGUGAUUUUUUUGUUUUAAAAAUAACACCUGUUGGAUUUUCUGCAUAUUUUAAAUUUUUGUAUAGUUUUGAAUUCUAUAUAUCGUUUUGGAAGGAUACUGUGUAAUGAUGGGCCAGGCCUAAAGUCACUGGAGACUUUUAAUGUAUGUAACAUUUCAUAGAUUGCAUGCUAUUAAUAGUAUGUGAGGGUAGUAUUUGUUUUAUUCUAAGUUUCCCCCAUUUAUCUUUUUAUACACUACAAGAUGGUUGGUAGUAGGAAUUCUAAAUGAGUGCAGAAAUCUUACAUGCUACAUAAUAUUGUGGCAAAGAUGAUCCAAGUCUAAAAUCUGCUGACCAGUAAGCAACCAUUUUAUCAGGCUAGAGGGAAUCUUUUUCCUCUUGAAGUGUUUCUGACUUGUGUCCACAACCUUUUUCCUUAAAAAAAAAAAGGGGCGGGGGUUAAGAGUUUGUUCCCUUUUUUAAAGUAUUACUAUUUGAAAGGCCAUAGGGAUGUAAAUGAAAAUAUACUUCCUUGUUGACAUCAUGGCCUAGGCAAUAAAUUGAAAACCAAAAGUGUCAAUGUGUCAAAAUCUAGACUUGAGAGAUUCAGCCUUCUGUGUUUGAAAUACAUAUGAAACCUUUAAGAUGUCUUGUUCAGUGUUUCCCAUCUUUUGGCUACUUGCUUUCUACCUUCUCCAGGGGCACGUGCUGUUCCUACAGUAGGGUUAAGGGCCUGCUACUCUUGCUGCAUUCCUAAGAGUCACUGGGUGAGACAUUUUCAUCCCUCCCUUUCUUUUUCCCCUCCUGCCGCUGUUUAUUACCCAGCUAGAGAGACUGUUUUAUGUGUCUUCACAGUGGUCUCUGUAAUGUAGCUGUGCUCCUCAGCAGUCUCUUGAUAUUACUGAAGAUUUUUCUGUUUGAGAGGCAUCAAAAUGAUAGUAGUUUGCUUUUAUCCUAUAUGCUCAUUUGCUUUUAGCAGGUGUCCUUUCUGCAUUAAGAACUGGUACUUUGGUACUUUCUUACCACCUUUUCUCCUCAGUGGAGACAGCAUGGCAUGUCCUGAAGGCCACCUCUCCCUUUGAAAAGUGUUUGAUGGAGGAACUGGCAGGUGGUCGCUACGUCUUGGAAAAGAAUGGGGAUCUGCAUCACUUCCCAUCUGUUCACUUCUGAACUUCUUUGGCCAGAAACUCCUGAUCAGUGUUACGGUGAUGAUUUCCCUCACAUGAUUUCCUUAGAGUCAUAGAAUUUUAGAGCUAGAUGAGAUUUCAGAAAUUUUAGUUCAAUCCCAUUUUACUGAUGAGGUUUAGAUGUUUCCUUUUCAAAUAACAGCUAGUUAACAAAGGUAGAAUUCCUGACUCAGCACCUGGUACUCUUUCUACAACUGUCUUAAUUGUGUUGUAUGUUUCUUUUAAAGUUCUACUGGAUGUCUUAAGGAAGAUACUUGAAAAGAUAUGCUAUGUCUCCAUAAAUACCAUUCAGAGUGUUGUUUAAAGGAGUGUAUUGAGUGUAGCCUUAAUUAGUGAAAGUAAUCUUCAUUUUAACCCUUUUAAAACUACACUCAGAACAAAUGGUCUUUUCCAUAAGGUGUAUGUAGCUAAAAUGUUACAGUGUCUCGGCACUGGAAAGAGCACAGCACAGCCUUAUUUGAGAGAGCCUUAGAAAACACUUCUAAAACAGGCAUUGCGCUCAUUACCUUAUGUUUAUUUUAUGCUGAUCUUCGUUCCUAUUUCUUGAGAAUCUCAUAAUUCUUUAAAAAAAAAAAUUGACAAAUGACAGGGCCUAGCUGUGUAUAAAUGAUCCUUGCUAAAUAUCUUGAGGUUUUUUGUAAAAAAUCAAACAAAAGACAAAAAGCUUAUUUUCACAUUAAAAUGGAAACGUCUUUUGCAACUUCAGAAUUCUAUGGAAACACAGUUUUUAUCAUAUUUGUGUCCAUGCAUCUUUCUUAACAAGAUGGUUUACAAAAAAGAAUGUAAACAAUUUGUGAUCUGGUCAGUUAUACUUUUAGCUCCCGGAGGGAGGGUUGGUGUUACGAGUUGAGUGAAAACCUGUGUAGGAAAAUUUGAGGGAGCAGUCUGUCGCCAGUAACGUUUCUUGUGCGUGCCAUUAAACCACCUCCAGAUGAGUUGCGGGAACACUCACUUUUUAAUUUUGAAAUUGUAUUUCAAGUUAAUUGUUGCUGUGUACUAAGAACUUGGCCUAAAUAAAAUCCUACAAAGUAUA
Molecule: messenger RNA, 4185 nt
Organism: Eubalaena glacialis (North Atlantic right whale)
Lineage: Eukaryota; Metazoa; Chordata; Mammalia; Artiodactyla; Balaenidae
Gene: ABI2
Product: abl interactor 2
Exons: 12
Coding region: 234-1958 (574 amino acids)
Cellular component (GO): lamellipodium
Molecular function (GO): SH3 domain binding
Source: RefSeq, a predicted model, not a curated record